This is a messenger RNA of Hydractinia symbiolongicarpus, 3978 nucleotides long. Its product is annotated as phospholipase DDHD1-like. NCBI's taxonomy places the organism in Eukaryota, Metazoa, Cnidaria, Hydrozoa, Anthoathecata, Hydractiniidae. The record is from RefSeq and is a predicted model, not a curated record. The transcript is spliced from 13 exons. The coding region runs from base 611 to 2617 and encodes 668 amino acids. Gene Ontology annotation, molecular function: glycerophospholipase activity; metal ion binding. Gene Ontology annotation, cellular component: cytoplasm.
UCAGCAAGUUAGGCCAAGAAAAGUUGAUCUUUUGGUUAGCAUGUCCAUUUGCAUUUGUCUUGUGGCUAAUGUACUUUCAGUCAACAUUUUGAGCAUCCUCUUUCCUCGUAUAAUUUGUCCUCAUAGCAAAAAUAUUAUGCCUAUUAGUAUUUUGACAACUCCUAAUUGUAUAUUAUAACCCCUCACAAUAUUCUAGUUGAUGCCACAAAGUUUUCUCUGAGACUUUUAAAUAUUUUGUUAAAAUUAGAUAGGAGGAUUGAAAGAUGGAUAAGGAUUUAUGUGUUUUUUUUGCAAAUUUGUAAACAAUUAUAUUACUAAAAGCAUGACACAUCAACUUUUUGGGCAUGAUAUGCUAAACAGAAGAUCAAUUUUUCUUGUCUUAACCAUAAAAUUUGCAAAUUUCCUAAAAGUUUCCUUGUGUGAAAGUCAUCCUGAUGUUGUGCACUUGUCAUUCCUUAAGCCUACUUAUUUUUGUGUGUAUGUGUAAAGGUUAGCAAUCAUAUCAUAAAAGUAAGGUUUACUGCUUUGUGAAAUUUUGUUAUUAGAUAUUAGUUAAAAAAAACUAUUCUCAACAUCCACAGAAAUAACACAAAAUUAUAGCAUGUCAUAAAUGGCUGAUCAUCAAGAAAAUGCAAAACCAGGGCCACCACAUCGUCCACCACCACCCAAGAUAUCUUUGCCACCACAGCACAAAACACCACCUUCUUUAAAGAAACACAUGGAACAAAUUCAACCACUCUCUCCUUGUAAAGUACGUUGGUUUUAUCUGGAAGAGAAGAAAUGGAUCCCAUUUAAUGGGCGUGAUUCAUUAGAAAUAGAAUAUGUUUUUAGAUCACUACCAGAAGAAUUUCAGUCACCGCUGAUAAUUCCCAACAAGACAGAGAGCCAAAUUAAUAUUGAACGUCCCACUGUACGUGGAUCAUUGUAUGAAGUGGAUAUUCUAGAUCGUGAAUGCUCCCCUAUCUACUGGAAAGAAAGUGCAGUUUCAAUCAGAAGAGGAACAUGGUUUAAAGGUAAUAUGCCAGGAAACCUGGAGCCUAUGGAUGAAAAGGAAGCAAUAAAGGUUGAAGAAGGACAUAUUCAUGUUUAUCGUUUGAUGGGCAGAGGUGCUAUAGAGAGUUCUCCAGCUUCUCAGAAUGUUAUCCAUCAAAUAAAAAUUGGAGUGAAUCGAGUUGAAUGGCAUGACAUAUCUGAGGUUUUUAUUAUCAGUGAAACAACUGGAUCAAGAUUGGCGCAAAAGAUCGGAAUCAGCGGUCAAUUGCCACUACAGAGAGGCUAUGGAAAAGAAAGUACAUCAGAUGACACUCCUGGAGAUAUUACACAUAUUGUCUUUCUUGUACAUGGUAUGGGUCAGCUGUAUCACGGACAAGGAGGAAUUGUGCAUAGCAGGAAGAAAUUCUCAGAAGCGAUCGAAAAAGGAAAAAGGAGGUUUUUUAAAGACAUCGAUGGCAACGGAACACGCGCGGAGUUCUUUCCCAUAGAAUGGAGAACGAAGCUCAAGUUGGAUGAAGGUAUGAUUGAGAAGAUCACGCCACCAAAUCUUGGUAGCCUACGUAAAGUGAUCAAUGAUACAACAUUAGAUGUGUUUUAUUACACGAGUCCUUUCUACAGAGAAGAAAUCAUGCAAGCAAUAAGACAUGAGUUGAAUAUGGUCUACACGCAGUACACUUCACGUAACCCCUCAUUUGAACAAAAUGGUGGGAAAGUAUCAAUCAUAGCGCAUUCAUUGGGAAGUGUCAUAAUACACGACGUCCUUACGCUAUGGAAUUCUUACUUGAUGGAGAAAGAUAAAAAGAACGCAGAUGUUCAAGUUGCCGGGGGUGAAAGAUCUUAUUCUUGGUUUUGGGGUUGGGGCAAAGAGAGAUUGACAGAUCAACCGACUUCUUCUGAAUCAGCUGGUAUUAAAGACAUUGAACAAGACUUGAAAGCGCAGUUACACGAAGCGCGAUUGAAAGUUGCAAAAGUUGAAGCUCAAAUCUCUGGAGCGGGAAAAGAAAGCGUGCAAGAAAACGAAUGUUAUUCGUUAAGGUUCAAAGUGGAGCACGUUUUCAACAUUGGUUCUCCCCUCGGUGUGUUUUUGAUCAUGCGGGGUAUCCGUCCCCGCGAUGAUGUUGAGCAACACAUUCUACCAGCUAGUGUGUGCAAGCGAACGUUCAAUAUUUACGAUCCUGCCGAUCCAGUGGCUUACAGAUUAGAGCCUGUAAUUUAUGACUAUUACUCCUCCAUACCGCCUGUUCGAUUAACUCAUGUAGAUGGUACACUUGAACCGAAACAGAAAAUAAAACCACCCCAAGGUGGAGGGUGGUUAAGAUCAUUGUUUGGUUCAAAAGCAGCUGCAACGGCAAACGAACCUAUUGAAUAUCAGAGUAAGGAGGAAGGAUCUAACGUUGACCUUCCCAAGGCUGCACAGUUUGAAAAAACGGGAGAAAUUUUGAAAGGGAGAAAAGAUUUAAAGCAUCGGCUGGACUACGUUUUGGAAACUUCUAUGGUCGAAUAUUUCUCAGCAAUUACAUCGCAUCAGGCCUACUGGCAUAGUCUGGAUUUCGCAAAAUUUGUGUUGCAAGCUAUUUACUCAGACGAUGUUGGUGAGAAUCAGACUGAAAGUGAGAAACCUUAACACUGGCGUCACCGUGUAAAAGAGGCACGAAAAUCUUCAAUAUAACCUGAACAGAUUACUCUAACAACGCAAUCUGGUUUGAUUAAGAACCUUGGAAAUCUGACUUAUUUUUUGUAAACUAAAAACGCAAUGUUAAGAAAUGUGUAUAUUUAGUUUAAACUUUACAAAAGUAGUAUUUCGCAUAUAAAUAAGAAAAGAAUGCGAACUUUCUUUCAUAAAGUUAGGUUGGGUAUGUUAUUCAGUUAGGGCGGGUGGGUGAAUUAUUCGGCUAAGUCGCUAUAAGAAAAUAUUUUGAAUGGGUAUGAAUAAGUUCAAUUAUUGCUUAACGCAACCAGGAUUAUUGUUUCAUUAGCGCGCAAUUGAAACCAACCCUUAGCAUUGGGUAAUUUUUCGAAGAUUUUUAAACAAUUGGCGCCAUGUUUCGUAUUAAUUUAUGCAUUGUGUUAAUAUAUAUUCUGUUCUGUACUAUACGAAGCCACAUUUACAUCAAAUUUUUUAACCGAAACCAAAAAUAUAUUAGAGAACUGAAGUACCCAUCCUUAAUGGAGAGGCGAUUUUACGCAUCGAAGCGCUUGAAAGGCUGAGUCAUGCCAGAGACUAUAAAAGUGUGAAUCUAUCCUUUCUGCUUAUCGUUCAAAAUGAGAAUAGGAUAAGACUGUUGUCUAGUUAAGUGAUAUCUGUGCGACUUUGGUAGCUCAAAUGGGAGCUUUAAGUACAAUAAGACCCCCUUCGCAAGACCUUUGAUAGGAAUAGGAACUGAAGAGGCUCUCUUGGGAAAACAAUUUCAAUAAAAAUUGCAAUUAUCCUUAGACUGACAAUGGGAAAAGUUGUCAAACACUCAGUGAUUGAAAAAAGUUUAUAUACCUAAAACAUUUCUACGCGCGAUAAAUGCAUUUUAAGUGCGUUUUCCAAACGUUUAUUACAAAUGCAGUCGUCUGACACAUUUACAAUCACUUUUUGUCUGUUGAUUAGAGGAAACCCAUGACCAAUCUUGUUAGUUAAGUUAAAAUAUUUUUUCGUGGGUAGUAGAACGAUGAUUUCCAAAAAGGAUCCGAUGAUUAUUUCGGUCAUUGGUUCCAACACCAAAUGUAUGAUUCCUCACUGUCCCUGGCAUAGAUGUCACGCGACAAGGUAUUUUCAAUACCCCUUGAAACACAGGUGACUUUCUGUAGUGUGUUGAAAAGCUGAGGAUUCUUUGAAUUAUGAAGAGGGAUAUACAUCCACGAUGCUAAGAAACUCGGAAGUUAAUCAGAUCACGAAGUGGAAAUAUAUUUAGUAUUUUGAAAGAUGAUAUGGAAGAUAUAUAAACUAAAAGUAUAUAUGCUAAAAUUAAUACAAUACAAAAAACAUACUCACCGGAA